CGAAAAUUGGAAAAAAAAAAAAAAAAAAAAAAAAAUAGAAAGAAAGAAACCAGAGAGAGAGAGAUGGGUGGUGGUGGAGGAGGAGGGCUUGGAGAUGGGACAAUCAAAGGUCUUCAUUUGCAUCAGCCUAAACGUUGGCACACCGUUACUGGCAAGGGCAUGUGCGCCGUCAUGUGGUUUUGGAUUCUUUAUCGAGCUAAGCAAGAUGGACCUGUAGUUCUGGGAUGGAGACAUCCUUGGGAAGGACAUGGGCAUGGACAUGGAGAUGAACAUUAGGUGUCUUCUUGAUUGGAAGAGAGCAUAUAAUCUAUGUUGUGGUGGCCUGUCAAUACAGCCUAUGUUUUUCAUGAUACCUUGCUUUUAGAAUAAAAUAAUGUUGUAUAACUCCUGAAUGACAAACCAAUGCUUUGGCCUUUCAUUUGUUCUUGUUUAGAUGACAACCCAAUGUAUGUCUCCUUGUUAAACUUCAAGUCUUGAACCUUAUUGUUUGGGAAUUUAUUGAAUGCUUUAUCUGA
Erigeron canadensis is the source of this 515-nucleotide messenger RNA. RefSeq names its product NADH dehydrogenase [ubiquinone] 1 beta subcomplex subunit 2. Gene Ontology annotation, cellular component: mitochondrial inner membrane. NCBI's taxonomy places the organism in Eukaryota, Viridiplantae, Streptophyta, Magnoliopsida, Asterales, Asteraceae. The record is from RefSeq and is a predicted model, not a curated record. The coding region runs from base 64 to 276 and encodes 70 amino acids. The transcript has 4 exons.